AGUAGAUGGCAGCUUCUCUGGUCUUGUGGCCUCUCUAACAAACCAAUGGAUAGACUGGCGCGCAGAAAACAGCACAGAGUGAGACCAGAAGUGUGAGCCGAGGGAGCGCAUCGAGUGCUGUGCCAACAGACACUAUACAGACAACGAAGGGGCGAGAAGCGCCGCGCCAGCACCUGGCUGAACUUCACAAAAAGUGAGAACACUUUACCGAGCUAAAAUUUGGAAGGACAUCGACAUAUAACCAACAGAGCGAAGCUACAGGGAAAUCUGGGAAAUUUCGGCUUGAUUGUAAUACAGGAGCUGGAGCCAUGCAGCACUAUGGAGUAAACGGCUAUUCCCUUCAUGCCAUGAAUUCUCUCAGUGCCAUGUACAAUCUCCACCAGCAGGCCGCACAACAGGCCCAACAUGCACCUGAUUACAGACCGUCCGUGCACGCUCUUACUUUGGCAGAAAGACUGGCUGACAUUAUCCUCGAGGCUCGAUAUGGCUCUCAGCACAGGAAACAACGUCGGAGCCGGACUGCCUUUACUGCCCAACAGCUGGAAGCACUUGAGAAGACCUUCCAGAAGACGCACUACCCUGACGUGGUUAUGCGAGAGCGACUGGCAAUGUGCACCAACCUGCCGGAGGCACGCGUCCAGGUAUGGUUCAAAAACCGACGUGCCAAGUUCCGCAAGAAACAAAGAAGUCUACAAAAAGAACAGCUACAGAAACAAAAGGAGGCAGCAGAAGGCACCCCAGAUGAUGGGAAAGGUGAUUUGCCACCUUCGAUGGCAUCUGAGUCUACCAACCCACCUUCAUCCUCUUCCUCAGAGACUGAACGCCCUUCUCACACACUUGCCAGCGAGCUCAGCGUAGAGGUGAAUGUGACCUCCGCUGAGCAGUCUGGUUGCGAAUCUGCUGCAGAAGAACACACGGACAAGGAAGAGGAAUACAAGUUACCAAGAGAAGAACCCAAGUGCGACAAGAGUCCUAUUCCAGGGAAUAAGACUCCACCUUGCAAGCGACUGAGCCCUAAAGCAGAUUCUCCCAUUAAUGUGACCCCCUCAUCCAGUGUUGGCAGCAGUGGGAUGGUACAGAGCCACUCAUACUCCUCCUCUCCUCUCAGUCUGUUCCGGCUACAAGAGCAGUUUCGACAGCAUAUGGUUGCUACCAAUAACUUGGUGCACUACUCUUCCUUCGACAUGGGCACACCCUCUUCAGUGCCCUACCUGGGGAUGAAUGUUAACAUGGCUGCUCCUUUGGGUUCCCUUCACUGUCAGUCUUAUUAUCAAUCUCUUUCCCAUGCUCAGCAAAUGUGGAAUAACCCAAUACUUCAAGCUUCUGGAAGCCUUCCAAGCUUAAACAGCAAGACGACAAGCAUUGAGAAUUUGCGGCUUCGUGCCAAGCAGCACGCCGCCUCACUGGGACUGGACACAUUGCCCAACUGAGUAAGAAGACUGUAAUUGUACUGGAGGAGCCAUGUAAAGAGGACUGAUGGCUCUGACAUUACUUAUGUUGGAGUAACCAUGCGCUUUGCAAUGUAGGCCUCAGCACUGACAGUCUUGCUAGCAUUUCACAGUAAAAUUAUUCUCAAAAGUGGCACUUCUGCAAUUUUGUGCUGAUUUCUAAUUUUACAACAUGGUAGUUACUAGAUCUAAUAUGUUCUUUAUUCAUAUUAGGGAUCCAAUUGAAACAACUAUGCUCUUUGUCCAAAUAAAUGUCAUUCAUUGUUUGCAAUCCUUGCUCCCUCCAUAUCUAGCCUAAUGUAACAACUCAUUUCACGCUGCCAGUGUUUACUAAGGUUCAUUUAGCUACUUGGAUGCCAAAAGUUGCUAAACCCUAGUGCUACUGUAUGUGUUUGUUUUUAUUGUUAUUCUAAACUAGACUUUAUUACAUCUAUAAGUUGGGUGUUUUUUUUUACAUUUGAUAGUGGCUAGAAUUUCAACAUUUAUAAAAGUUGUGGAAUUUUAUGAAUGCAUAUUACAAAUCCAUUAUGUUUUUUUUUUUGGUUUUUUUUGAAUGAUUAAAAAAGGACAAUCUAAAUGUCACCUUUUUCAUGGACACAGAGGUUGUUAGCUGGAUCCUGUAUAUGAAAAUACUGUAAUGCUGGACCUGGCAGUGCAGUGACUGUAUGAAAAGUAUUCAUUGAACAAGACUACAUAAUUACAAGAAAAUGUUUUGUUUACAAUUGCUAUUGCACCAGUUUCUCAAUACCAAGAAAUUCUCGGCUUUGUAAAUAGUCUGUUUUUCGUUUGUUUGUCGUCCUGGACAGUGUGUUUAAAAGUUGGUGUUGCCUUCAUGAAGACUGUGAAGAAGAUAUUUAAUUAUUUUUAAUUUCAAACAUGUACACUUUUAUGUGAAAUUGGAAGACAUUUGAAUUUCAAGGAAUCCACAUAAAGAAAGAAUGAACUACUUUGAAAAAGAAAACUAAGCAGAAAUUCAGCAAAGCAAUUUAAUUCCAAUUCAGCAACUCUUAAGAAAAGUAAAACUGGUAAAGCUGAAACUGAAUGCAAAUGUAUUUGAGGAUGUUAAACUCUGUGAGCACCAACAACCAUGCUACAUGUGUAAAUGUCUAGACAGAUAUAUGACCUGCAAAAAUUAAAGUGUUAGCUAGUAGGGAUGUCAAGGUGAGGAAAGGCAAUCUGAUACCACCAUUAACUAAAGAGUACUGUCAAGGAGACCAUCCACUGUACCCAGCAAAGCAGGGUAUUUCUGAAAUCCACAAAAUCAGUUAAAGAUGAUUAUAAAAACCUCUCAUUUGGUUUGCCUUUUCUAACCACAAAAUUAAUUCUACACUGUACUAUUAUAAACAUUUACUUUUUUUUCAUGGCUACACUGAACAUAUCAUAAUAUUAACAUUCUCAAAAUGGUCUCAUCCCCAAACCUUCUCAAUGCAACUUAAUGUCAUGGGAAGCCAGAGCAUAAGAGUAAAUGAGUUUUGAUUAAAACAGGCCACGCAGUCCAAUAUCGACCCUAAUUCAAAUUCAGAUAGAUUUUGAAGGUCCCCAAAGUACUACUGUCAACCAUGUCGCUCGGUCAUUUACUCCACAUAUCUACAGUUCUCUGAGUUGAGACAAAUGUUCAGUACCACUUGAGUCAAGGUGUCUGUUAAGAGCAGCUAUUAACAGCCUGCAUGUUAUCCAUCAUAUUAUAAGCCAUUUUUACAUGCUAUAAAACAAUAAAAAAAUGGCAAUAAUGUAUUUCAAGAGUCUCAUCAUUUUGAACGAUAAUUUAUUAUUGUUAAUAAAAUAGUUAAUGCAUAAACUAAUAAUAGCUGCUUUGUAAUUGAUACUUGAUCCAAGGUGUGAUCAAAAUUUCUGUUAGCAUGAAAUUUACAUUUAACAAGUUUACAUCUGUGUUUCUGUGUUCCCGUGUUCUUGUUGAAGAAUUCAUAUGAAAGUAAAUGGUGGAAUCCACUGUAUUAAAUUCUAAACAUUUGUAUCAGCAAGUCAAUAAUAAUUUCCUAAAUUAAUGAUAAGGU
Erpetoichthys calabaricus (reedfish) is the source of this 3463-nucleotide messenger RNA. RefSeq names its product diencephalon/mesencephalon homeobox protein 1-A-like. The transcript has 5 exons. Gene Ontology annotation, biological process: regulation of transcription by RNA polymerase II. Gene Ontology annotation, molecular function: DNA-binding transcription factor activity, RNA polymerase II-specific; RNA polymerase II transcription regulatory region sequence-specific DNA binding. Lineage: Eukaryota; Metazoa; Chordata; Cladistia; Polypteriformes; Polypteridae. The record is from RefSeq and is a predicted model, not a curated record. The coding region runs from base 309 to 1430 and encodes 373 amino acids.